Cyclopterus lumpus (lumpfish) is the source of this 4173-nucleotide messenger RNA. RefSeq names its product NLR family CARD domain-containing protein 3-like. Gene Ontology annotation, molecular function: protein binding. The coding region runs from base 5 to 2959 and encodes 984 amino acids. NCBI's taxonomy places the organism in Eukaryota, Metazoa, Chordata, Actinopteri, Perciformes, Cyclopteridae. The transcript is spliced from 10 exons. The record is from RefSeq and is a predicted model, not a curated record.
CAACAUGAAAAGGACCCAUCAGAGACUAAAGUCCCCUGGACCUGAACCUGAACCUGGACCUGAACCCAGCUGUGUGUCCUUGAAGAGUAAUCGGUCUAAAGGCGGUUUUAUUGACUUCAGGGAUGGACGACGUUCUUCUGAAGAGGACCAGGAGAGCUCAGAGGGCCCCAGAGGUCCGUCUGCCCAGCAGCAUCAAACACACCUGGACUCCAUAUUUAUGCUGCUGGAGGAGAACAUCCUCACGUUUGUGAAGAACGAGCUGAAGAAGAUCCAGAAGGCUGUGAGUUCAGAUUACCCAGAAUGCUUUGACAGUCAGAGGGAGGAUGAGGAGGGGUUGGACGGUGAGGAUGAAGAGCAGAGGAGGAGCAGCAGAGGAGCAUUUCUGAAGAUCUCACUGCACUUCCUGAGGAGGAUGAAGCAGGAGGAGCUGGCUGACCUUCUGCAGAACAGACUUCUUGCUGCAGUUUGUCAGCGUAAACUCAAAUGUAACCUGAAGAAGAAGUUCCAGUGUGUGUUUGAGGGCAUCUCUAAAGCAGGAAACCCAACCCUCCUGAACCAGAUCUACACAGAGCUCUACAUCACAGAGGGAGGGACUGCAGAGGUCAAUGGGGAGCACGAGGUCAGACAGAUUGAAACAGCAUCCAGGAAACCACACAGACCAGAAACCCCCAUCGGACAAGAAGACCUCUUCAAAGCCUCGUCUGGAGGAGAGGAACCAAUCAGAACAGUGAUGACAAAGGGAGUGGCUGGCGUUGGGAAAACAGUCCUAACACAGAAGUUCACUCUGGACUGGGCUGAAGACAAAGCCAACCAGGACAUCCAGUUCACGUUUCCAUUCACGUUCAGAGAGCUGAAUGUGCUGAAAGAGAAGAAGUUCAGCUUGGUGGAACUCGUUCAUCACUUCUUCACUGAAACCAGAGAAGCAGCAAUCUGCAGGUUUGAAGAGUUCCCGGUUGUGUUCAUCUUUGAUGGUCUGGAUGAGUGUCGACUUCCUCUGGACUUCCACAACAAUGAGGUCCUGACUGAUGUCACAGAGUCCACCUCAGUGGAUGUGCUGCUCACAAACCUCUUCAGGGGGAACCUGCUUCCCUCUGCUCGCCUCUGGAUAACCACACGACCUGCAGCAGCCAAUCAGAUCCCUCCUGACUGUGUUGGCUUGGUGACAGAGGUCAGAGGGUUCACUGACCCACAGAAGGAGGACUACUUCGGGAAGAGGUUCAGAGAUGAGGAGCAGGCCAGCAGGAUCAUCUCCCACAUCAAGACCUCCCGAAGCCUCCACAUCAUGUGCCACAUCCCAGUCUUCUGCUGGAUCACUGCUACAGUUCUGGAGGACGUGUUGAAGACCACAGAGGGAGGAGAGCUGCCCAAGACCCUGACCGAGAUGUACAUCCACUUCCUGGUGGUUCAGUCCAAAGUAAAGAAGGUCAAGUAUGAUGGAGGAGCGGAGAUGGAUCCACACUGGAGUCCAGAGAGCAGGAAGAUGACAAAGUCUCUGGGAAAACUGGCUUUUGAUCAGCUGCAGAAAGGGAACCUGAUCUUCUAUGAAUCCGACCUCACAGAGUGUGGCAUCGAUAUCCGAGCAGCCUCAGUGUACUCAGGAGUGUUCACACAGAUCUUCAGAGAGGAGAGAGGACUGUACCAGGACCAGGUGUUCUGCUUCGUCCAUCUGAGUGUUCAGGAGUUUCUGGCUGCUCUUCAUGUCCAUCUGACCUUCAUCAACUCUGGUGUCAACCUGCUGGCAGAAGAACAAACAACCUCCCUUUGGUCUAAAGUCUUUAGAUACAAACCUGAACCAAUAUAUCUCUACCAGAGUGCUGUGGACAAGGCCUCACAGAGUCGAAAUGGACACCUGGACUUGUUCCUCCGCUUCCUCCUGGGUCUUUCCCUGCAGAGCAAUCAGAUUCUCUUACGAGGUCUGCUGCCACAGACAGGAAGUAGCUCACGGACCAAUCAGGAAACAGUCCAGUACAUCAAGAAGAAGAUCAGUGAGAAUGAUUCUCCAGAGAAAAGCAUCAAUCUGUUCCACUGUCUGAAUGAACUGAAUGAUGGUUCUCUGGUGGAGGAGAUCCAACAGUCCCUGAGAUCAGGACGUCUCUCCAUCGAUAAACUGUCUCCUGCUCAGUGGUCAGCUCUGGUCUUCAUCUUACUGUCAUCAGGAAAAGAUCUGGAGGUGUUUGACCUGAAGGAAUACUCUGCUUCAGAGGAGGCUCUUCUGAGGCUGCUGCCGGUGGUCAAAGCCUCCAACAAAGCUCAUCUCUCAGACUGUCAGAUCUCAGAUGAAGGCUGUUCUUCUCUGGGAUCAGCUCUGAAGUCAAACCCCUCCAGUCUGAGAAAACUGGAUCUGAGUAGAAACAAGCUGCAGGAUUCAGGAGUGAAGCUGCUGAGUGGUUUUCUGGAGAGUCCACAUUGUAGUCUGGAGACUCUGAGUCUGUCAUGGUGUCAGAUCUCAGUUGAAGGCUGUUCUUCUCUGGGAUCAGCUCUGAAGUCAAACCCCUCCAGUCUGAGAAAACUGGAUCUGAGAGGAAACAAGCUGCAGGAUUCAGGAGUGAAGCUGCUGAGUGGUUUUCUGGAGAGUCCACAUUGUAGUCUGGAGACUCUGAGUCUGUCAUGGUGUCAGAUCUCAGUUGAAGGCUGUUCUUCUCUGGGAUCAGCUCUGAAGUCAAACCCCUCCAGUCUGAGAAAACUGGAUCUGAGUGAAAACCAGCUGCAGGAUUCAGGAGUGAAGCUGCUGAGUGGUUUUCUGGAGAGUCCACAUUGUAGUCUGGAGACUCUGAGUCUGUCAUGGUGUCAGAUCUCAGUUGAAGGCUGUUCUUCUCUGGGAUCAGCUCUGAAGUCAAACCCCUCCAGUCUGAGAAAACUGGAUCUGAGUGGAAACCAGCUGCAGGAUUCAGGAGUGAAGCUGCUGAGUGGUUUUCUGGAGAGUCCACAUUGUAGUCUGGAGACUCUGAGAUGGAAGUGAUCAGCUGAGUGCUGAUGAUCCAUCUGGAGACGGACUCCACCUGGAUUUGAUUUAGUCGACCACACAGCAGAAGACUUUUAAAAGACCAGAAGAAGAAGAUGUCCAAGACACAACAACAUGUGUGUGUGUGUCAACUUUAUGAUCCAACAGACAAGUUUUUAUUUUCUGCAGAAAUAAUAAUCAAAUAUUAAUUUACAAUACCGAUUUAUAAAGCUCAUUAUAAUAUGAUAUUUUAGUAAUUAUGAGAAAAAUUUAAAGUAAUAAAUACAGUGAGAGACUGUUCCAAUAGAGUGCUAUGAUCUCUGUGGUUGACCUUUGCUCUGCAUCCUUCCAGGAGAUAAUCAUCCUGAAAGUGCUUUUCUUUUCUAGGCGAACCUGAAAAUUCAAUUUUUGCUGUGUUUGAUCUUUAUUUACUCUUAACCAGUAACAAAUAUACCAUUAAAGCUGCAAGCAGCGAUGGGUCCUCGUUCCGCCUUCACGUCGGGGGUGCUGGCCGGUCGCCGGCUCAAGCGUCCCAGCAUACACAUAUUCCCGGGCAGCAGAACAAGGAAGUGUCUAUAUACUUACUGGUCUCUGCAGUAUCGAUUACCCAUCUCUGGAACAGAUAUUCUAUUUCUUAUAUUGAGAGUUCUAUGAUUAAGGUGUUUUUACGCUGCAGACCGCAUAACGGGAGCAGCUGACUUGGUGGUAGAGUCUCUAUAUAGUGUGUGCACUCUAGAAUAUAAUCUAUGUGUGAUGUAUGUAUUUGAUAUACUCUGUACUACAAUGCCAUUCUUUUUUAAGUCUUGUACUGAUGUGUACUAUUGAGAGGUCACUGUUGUAUCCUUGAUUGUCUUAAGCUGUAUGAGCAGGUGUUGCCAACUGAGUCCGGAGUUUCUGUGAAAAUUGAUAUCAAACAAUUCAAGUCAUAAAUUAAGGAGCUUCUCCCAAAGAUUAAGAAAGGGGGAGAUAUGGGUCCCUGAGGAUAAGGUCACUGCAGCCUGGGAAGGAGGAGGAUGGGGCCCAGCUUAUCCCCCGGACGGUCAAAAGUUAAAGGAGAGGUCUUCGUUUUGGUUUUCUAAACCGAUACAGCCCGUCAGAUAUUGAUUUUUCAAAUCUCCGCACUUUGUGGCGAACACUUUACGCAUUAGCUAGAAUUUCACUUAUUUGUUAAUCCUUUUUCACUCUUGUGUUAAAUAAAUAAAUACAUACUGCAUUGCAGUUUAAUUAAUGAA